UUAGUAUGGAUUUCACAAACGACAAACGUAGAUCCAAAACGGGGAGGGUGAUUAAUUGAAGAGCCCCCACGGAUCACGUGCUCUCGUUAAAGGGAAGGCAUACAGUUAUCAUCUCCAACACGAACACUCCCUCUUUCUUGCAAUGGAAAGACUAGUGGAAGUGUCAGAGCCAGAGGUGCGCCUAGACUUCGCACUGAACUGCAAAUGCCGGGCUAACGUGCGCCUGCGGUCACUCUGCGCCACCACCCCCAUAGCCUUCAAAGUCCAAACCUCCUCACCCAACAAAUUCCUGGUUAAUCCACCGUGUGGACUUAUUCCUCCCUUGUCUUACGCCACAUUUCAAAUCAUCCUCAAACCCCAAAUCCAACUCCCACCCACCUUUCCUCGCUCACCAUCCGAUCGUUUCCUCAUCAAAACCGCCAAGUUUGUUUCUAGCUCCGUCGAGUCGACUCGCCAGGACUCCAUCAACUCUUGGUUUUCCACCAUCCCUUACGUGUCAACUCAGGACCUCAAGCUCAAGGUCGCCUUUGUGGGUCCCAUCCUUCUUCUCCAUGCUGUCAGGUGUGGAGACUUGGACGCCGUCCGGAGCUUAAUCAAGCGGCAGAAAUCUGUUCUCUCCGAGUUGUCACCGAGGGAAGCAGAGUCGCUCCUCCGAGUCGCUACUGAGCUGGUCACCUCGGAGGAGAUGGUUAACCUGCUCGUUGAAGCCGGGUUGAAGAUAGAAACCCGUGUGAAAUUGGAUAAUGCGAGUUAUCCGGCGGACUCAUCCAAGGGAUGGAGUGAGGUACACGUGGCGGUGGCGUUUGAUCGGAAGGAUGAGAUGUUGAGUUUAAUAAGGAUGAGGGGGUAUGCUUCGCUGGAUUCCAGUGACAAAGAGGGUCGUACAAUUUUGCAUUUGGCUGCCAGCAAGGGAAGUAUUAAGUGUGCGAAGGUGUUGCUAGAAUCGGGUGCAGAUGCGAACGCGAGGAGUAAGGACGGUCGCACCGCGCUUUAUAGGGCAGCGGCUAAUGGGGACCGGCGAAUGGUUGGGAUGCUGAUCGAAUCGGGUGCGGACCCAACAAUCCCCAAUGAUCGUGGGCGAUCCCCGCUCGACGUUGCUCGCGACAAGGGACAUAAAAAGGUUGUAGAGACUCUGGAGCGAGGAGAAGCAGUGCUAAUGGCUGCAAUGCGCGGAGAGUUGGAGCGCCUUGAGACGCUGCUGCGCAAGGGUGCGGACAUCAGCUACCGUGAUCAGUACGGGUUGACAGCCCUCCAUGCAGCAGCAAUGAAAGGGCACAGGGACGCAACUCUCAUGCUUGUCGCAUACGGGGUAGACUUGGACUGCCAGGACAACGAAGGCCAUGCACCGCUUCAUUUGGCUGUACACAGUGGCAGUAUGGAGACAGUUGAGGUAUUGGUGGACAAGGGAGCCGAUGUUAAUGCCAAGAGCGCCAAAGGUACUACCAGUCUCUACAUAGCUGGGGCCUUGGGCUAUGAUGACAUCUCGCAGUUCCUCAUAAGCAGGGGCGCCCUCUCUUCUGAUGUUACUUGUUAAUUUCCAUCUUCCUUCUCCUGAACCCCGUUAUUGUAUAUCUCAACUUACCGAAGCUUGUACAAAAGUUGGAAUGCCAAGAAAACAAGCGUUUUUGUUAUAAAAAAAAAAAAAAAAACUUGUAUGAAGCAUUUUCGUU
Juglans microcarpa x Juglans regia is the source of this 1670-nucleotide messenger RNA. RefSeq names its product protein VAPYRIN-like. The coding region runs from base 143 to 1534 and encodes 463 amino acids. Gene Ontology annotation, cellular component: cytoplasm; nucleus. The record is from RefSeq and is a predicted model, not a curated record. Lineage: Eukaryota; Viridiplantae; Streptophyta; Magnoliopsida; Fagales; Juglandaceae. The transcript has 2 exons. Gene Ontology annotation, molecular function: protein binding.